Messenger RNA from Aspergillus pseudonomiae, 929 nucleotides. RefSeq names its product DNA replication protein PSF3 (gene psf3). The transcript is spliced from 6 exons. The coding region runs from base 179 to 715 and encodes 178 amino acids. The record is from RefSeq and is a predicted model, not a curated record. Gene Ontology annotation, biological process: mitotic DNA replication initiation. Gene Ontology annotation, cellular component: GINS complex. Lineage: Eukaryota; Fungi; Ascomycota; Eurotiomycetes; Eurotiales; Aspergillaceae.
UGCAGUGUAUGUCAAGCUACGAGGCUCUUAAAGUACCUUUUAAAAAACGAUAACGGCACACGUGACAUCGCGAAAUGUGGGACGCGCCUCAAAGUGACAGGUGACUUCAAGAAGUGAGGUCGCUGAUCAGGUUCAAAUUCUAGAUUAAGAGACAGUUACACAAUCCAACUCCUUCGAAAUGUCAUACUAUGAUAUUGACUCUAUCUUAACAGAUGCCCAGAAAUUGCCUUGCACAUUCGAACUCGAGGUGCCAGGGCUUGGAAUUCUAGAAGGCAAUCCGGGCGACAAUAUCAAAGCUGGUACUCGCAUCGACCUCCCAUUAUGGCUGGGUGAAAUGCUCUCUAUCGGAGCUCGACUGGGCACUUCUCGUCUAGUCACACUAGAUAUCCCUUCAGCAUUGUCAGAACGGGUCAUGAACGCCUUAAAAGCAGACCCUCGGACUGUUGAUCUGCGGGCAUUAGCGCCGCAUUUCUACAGUCUGAGCGAGCGAGUUUUGGAGCUUUUUGAGGAGGAAGAGAUGGUCGAUGUUCUUAUUAAUACAUUCAAGAAGCGCGCCUCAGAGAUUGCUGACCAUGCCCACAACCCAAAGGGAGCUCUUGGUGACGGCGUUGAGUUUCUGCGGGGGUUAGAUGAAACGGAGAGGCAGUUGUUCCGUGUGGCCCAUGAUAGUGCCAAGGAGACACGGAUAUGGGCUGGGGAGGCUAAGAAGAGGUAGUUCGAGGGGGGAAAGUAUCACCGUCCAAAUUUAACAGAUUGAGCUGUGCUCGUCAUAUGAGCUAUGUUUAUUGUUUUGCCCGGGACGCUAGUCAUGUGCUUAGGGCUUGCUGUGUUGGUGGAGUUAUAUGGAAUUGGCACUCGCAUAGAAAGGAGCUUGCGAGCUAUUUUUGCUUUCAAGUAGACUUAAAUUUAACAAGCUUCAUGGUGUUUUA